Bipolaris victoriae FI3 is the source of this 1254-nucleotide messenger RNA. RefSeq lists its product as hypothetical. The transcript is spliced from 4 exons. NCBI's taxonomy places the organism in Eukaryota, Fungi, Ascomycota, Dothideomycetes, Pleosporales, Pleosporaceae. The record is from RefSeq and is a predicted model, not a curated record. The coding region runs from base 1 to 1254 and encodes 417 amino acids.
AUGGCGAACUGGUUUGGAAACCUUGACUUGGCAUACAAAUAUGUUGUCGUAUUUAUGAGUUUGCUCCUCAUUACCAUCAUUGCUGGAUUCAUCAAGGUGCUAUACAACCGACAGAGGUUAAAGAAGGCGACCAAGGCCGAGCUUGAAGCUGGACCCAAGGAGGACACCGUCGAGCUAAACCAACGUGAGAAGGAUGAGGGAGAUUUGUUUGGUAUUCGGGCCAUCGAGGCAGGUUUUUACGCUGGUGUUGCUCAGUCGCGCCCUACAUCAAGGGCAGGAUCCAUCGUUAGCAAUCACCCCGGAGCUAUGAGCAACAGCACGCUGGUUGGAGGCAGCGCCAGCUCGCCGCUCAUGAAGGGCCAGUCCACCAACAACAGCACGCUCAGUCUGAACCUCAGUGCCGCCAACGAUGCCACUCACCGUCCUCCACCUUCAACCUUGAAGCUCCGUCCCUCGGAGGCUGAACUCAGCGGAAGGCACAACCACAUGGUCGACAUGUCGCUUCAAGUUCCUCCAUCGCCAGGUGCUCCUCCUCGCGAUCCCCCAGCUACGACAUUUGGUUCUUACGAGCACGACAACAGCAACUUCCGACUUUCCGACACCAUGGCAUAUGACUCGUCUUCGGGCCAAUCACCUUACAACCCUCCUACCACUCAGCUGCCUACGCUCCCGGGCCAUGCGCUGCGGAAAGAAUCCCGAUCGCCAUCGCCUGAGAAUGGAUACCCUCGCGUGCAGGUUCACGAGCCGAACUCUGAGCCUGCACAAUAUUCGUCGUAUGCUGUCCCCGCCAGACUCCAACCGCGCGCAUACUCUCCGUACUGUGAAGGAGGAAGCGAUGCAAGCAGCAUGUACAGCAGCAGCAACAGCCACACGGGGCUGAGCGCAUUUGGGGUAGUGUACCACACAUCGGAGCAUAGUGGUAUGCAAGGACAAGAGGCGGAAAGAUUGGCGAGGGAACGGCCACUAUCCGAGUCUUCGACGGCAAUGUCUGGGCAUACGUCGAUCCUGGGGUCUAUUAUCAGCGAGGGCGAAUCACAAGGUCGACAGUCGAAUCUUGUUGCGCCUGGGCAGUCAGGGGCGACGGACUCGCGGCUAAGCGAAUUCUACGAGGCGUACUACCGCAACUCGCACUUUGGGCCGGCGCAGUCUGUUGAGACGAUGCAACACAGUCUGGACAGACGAUCCGUCAUUAUCGAAGUCGACACGCCCUUGGCGUCGCCUAUGGUUUCUAGGCAACCCGGGACUGCGUAUUGA